CGAGCUGCGCUCAUGGCCAGGCUCUGGAUCUGCGUGGGGACCGCCACCUUUUUCCUGGCCUUUCUGGUUUUCCAUUCCCGCUUCUGCAGGUCGCCGGGCUUAGGAAGCUUUGCUUUUGUUGUUUCCUGGAGAACAGAGAAACCUCUUUACCGUUUAGAUGUAGGCUGGCCUAAGUAUCCAGAGUACUUCACUGGUACAACAUUUUGUGUUGCAGUAGACUCCCUUCACGGAUUGGUUUAUGUAGCACAGAGAGGGGAUAACAUACCAAAGGUAUUAGUGUUCACAGAGGAUGGAUAUUUCCUACGAGCCUGGAAUGACACUGUUGACACACCUCAUGGUAUCUUUGCAGCCAGUACCCAAUAUGAACAAUCAGUCUGGAUCACGGAUGUAGGAAGUGGAUCCUACGGACAUACAGUGAAAAAAUACAACUCCUUUGGUGACCUCAUUCAAGUUCUGGGUACCCCAGGCAAAAAAGGGAGUAGUAUAAAUCCAAUCCAGUUUGAUAACCCAGCAGAGAUAUAUGUGGAAGACACUGGAGAAAUUUACCUUGUGGAUGGAGAUGGAGGACUGAAUAACAGGCUGCUUAAAUUGACCCAAGAUUUUGUGAUGCAGUGGAUUCGUGGGGAAAAUGGAACAGGUCCAGGUCAAUUCAACAUUCCACAUAGUAUAACAGUUGAUUCAACUGGUCGGGUAUGGGUUGCUGACAGAGGAAACAAAAGAAUCCAAGUAUUUGAUAAAAAUACAGGGGAGUGGUUGGGAUCAUGGAGUGAUUGUUUCAAAGAAGAUAGUCCUUAUUCUGUCAGGUUUACUCCUGAUGAGAAAUACCUCAUUGUUGCCCAGUUGAAUAUCAACAGACUCAUUCUAUUAUCUGCACCGCCUAUAGGGAACAUUGGAGACUGUGUUGUGGUAAGCACAGUCCAGCUAGCCAGCCAAGUGUCACCCCAUCUUGUGGACGUUGAUAGGAAGACUGGAGCGAUCUAUGUGGCAGAACUUGGGGCAGAACAGGUUCAGAAAUAUGUCCCAUUAAAAUAAAUAACUAUCUUCCUUCACUUAGAUAUUCAUAAAUUUACUUUUCCCAAUGCAUGACCAUUACAGAUAUUUCAGUGGAAAGCUUUUGUGAUUUUCUCACUAAUGACUAAAUACUCAUGUAAGAAUUUAGUGUUCUGGUAUAUUCUUUUUAAAAAACGCUUCAGGAAGCUGUUUUUUUUUUAAUUAAUAAUCAUUGAAUCCAGAUAUUUUGUUGGUACCAUCACAUCUUAGCUUCUUUUGUUUUAGAUUAAAGGGCAAUUUAAGAGAGAAAAUGUGAUUCCAAAGAAUUGGAAUAAAAGGUACAUCAUUUUGAUAUUGAACCAAGUAACUUUCCCAUGGAAGGUUGCCUUUGGGGUGGGGAGUAAUGUUAUAGAUACAAGACUUGAAGGAUAUUUUUUAAUGCUUUUCCAGAAACAGUCUGCAAGUCUCAAACUGUUAUGAUCCAUAUAGUGAAUGGCAAGUGAGAUUGUUAGGCAGCAGACAUGGAUUUUAGGACAUCAGAAGCAUGCCAUUGAACUCAUUUUGUUUCUAUGGCUUUGAAGCAUAUCGUUUAAUUCUUUUAAUUUAAUAAUAUAGUAGUACCUAUGCACUUUACCACAAAAGAUUUAAAAAAUAAAACGUUGUGAGCUUUUGCUUCUUAAGCCUGUUCCCUUAGUAAACAUAGAAGGUAAAAAAGAAUUAAUACAUCUACCUCAGGGAGGUAUUGGGAGAAUUAACAUGCUGGUGUUUGCCAAAAAUGUUGAGGUGCUGAGAUCAAUGUUUUUUCUCUUUCUAUGUUUCUGUUCCUGUACCAUUCUUUCAUGUGAUAUACCAGCUUAAUUAUAACCAAUUUUCAGUUUGUUCUUUUCUAUUCCAGUACUUGAUGCUUACGUUGGCAUAUUUCUUGGCUAACUACCUUUUCCUGUUAUUAUCAUGUACUCCCUACAUCACUUGAUAGUAUUAUGUACCUGAAUUAGUUAUAGCACAUGUUUACUCUUAGCGUGUUUUCCCUCACAAGUCAGCAGAUACCCCAGCCAGCCACCCUCUGAGACCUGUGUUAGUUUUUCAUAAUUCUGGUUCAUUUCAAUGUUGGCCUAAGUAAAAUAAAAUUACUAAGUGAAGUGUCUCUGCAGAAAUCACAUAAUGUGUUUGAAAGGCAAAUACAGAUGAUUUUGUGGUUAUCCAUGCAACUCUAGUAAUCUGGAGUUAAGAGUUUAUGAGUCAGCAUGUUGUGUUUUUGCUUUGACUGUACUUUAUUUUGGUAUAUUCUUUGGAAUUUAAUUUGUACAAAGCCAGGAACUAGAUGAUUUGGAAGCUCAUUUCUGUUAUUUAGGACUUGGUACAACAACUCUCUUUAUAAUUACCUUAUAACUUUGGUAGUUGAACUUUGGAUAGUCAUCAGCCCCACUGUCACCACAAUCAUCUUUGUGCACAGGUGAUUUUUUUCCUUCUGUAUAACAAUCUGGCAUAAAAUCACGUAAGGGUUGGUUUUAUUUCCAAUCAGCUUAAGGGUAUCCUGGGUGCUACUGGGAUAGUUAAAUUUAAUGUAGCUUCCUUGAUUACCUAGAAACAAUAUCAGUAAGUAGGAAGUGGUGCUGUAUAACUUCUAGCUACCAGACUAACCUGGUAGUUAGCUUAAUGAUUUUGAAAUUGCAGCUUUCCCACAAUUUUGCCGAUUCCUUUUCUAUAUAUGGGAGGCAGCAUUGUAUGAUGACAAGAAUGUUGGAGUUAGAAGGCUGAAAUUGAGUGUGGACUCUUGACUAGCUGAACCCAUGGUGACAUACUAACCAUGUGACUAAAGGCACAGACUCACAGUAGUAGUAUGGCUAUGAGCAAUUCACUUACCCUUACUCAGCCUCAAUUUCCUCAUAAAAGAAAAUGGAAAUAAUGAUACUUGUACUACCUACCUCACAGGGUUGUUGUGAAUAAAGUGUUUUGUAAACCUUAAAACCCUAUAUAAAUUUUAGUAAAUUAUUCCUAGAUUAUCUUAGGAAAUUGUCUUGGCCAGGGUUAAUAACCCGUAAAUUGGCUCCGUUAUUGUAGUACAGAUACAUGAUUUUUGAGAGAGUAAAAGUAUGGGUUAUUUUUGUGAGUCAUGUUAUUCUUUAGUGCCAUGGGCAAAUUAGAACUUUAUAUAAACACAAGACCUAGUGGAAGAAUUCAGGAUUUUGGAUAUCUAAAUUUAGUCCUGAUUAUCAUUUUAACUAGCUUUUGUGACUUUGAGCAAGUUACUUCUUCACAUCUUUUCCUCCUCUGUCAAAUGAGUCAUAGGAUUAUGGCUGUCAAGCUGGAAGGGAAGAAGUAAUAUCUGCCCUCCUACUUUGGAAGAAUGUUGUCUGGGCCAAAUGAUACCAUGUAGAUAAUAAAAGCACUUUGAAAAGUUUUAAAGCACAUGUGCACCUAUGCAAACACAAAGAUAUUGUUAGUACAUGAAUAGAUAACAUUAAUGCCAUGUCUUGCUAUCUAAUAAUUUCUGAGUAUUUUUAUUGCUUUCAUCAAAAUAGAGCCCCUCUCUCUCAGCCUCAGUAUCGUUAUCUGUAAAAUGGGGGUGAUAAGAAUGCUUUAUUAUUUCUUUCACAGGGUUGUUGAGGAUCAAAUGAAAUAAUAAAUGCCAGUUACCUCAUUUUGAAAUCUAUAUACAGAUCAAUGCUUGUUGAUUGAUUUUGGAGGGGUUAGUUUGGGCUUUUGUCACGGGGGGGGGAUUGGUUAACUACUCAUUUUGUAGUUUUCACAUUUGAUAUUGUAAACCAGAUUUCUGCAGAUAACUUGCUAAUAAAACUUUUUUUAAUCAG
Molecule: messenger RNA, 3800 nt
Organism: Phascolarctos cinereus (koala)
Lineage: Eukaryota; Metazoa; Chordata; Mammalia; Diprotodontia; Phascolarctidae
Gene: NHLRC3
Product: NHL repeat containing 3
Molecular function (GO): protein binding
Source: RefSeq, a predicted model, not a curated record